Molecule: messenger RNA, 514 nt
Organism: Penicilliopsis zonata CBS 506.65
Lineage: Eukaryota; Fungi; Ascomycota; Eurotiomycetes; Eurotiales; Aspergillaceae
Exons: 1
Coding region: 124-432 (102 amino acids)
Source: RefSeq, a predicted model, not a curated record
CUUCAGAGACGGGUGCAGCCACAUCACAGUCGAAAUCGAGCUCGUUGUCCGUCACAUCAGCGGCGCCGCUGAUAGCGACGACUCAGGUUAGAAUCCACAGAAUGUGCCUUCCCCCUUAAGGCCAUGAAUGUUGGUGCAAAGGCACAGAAGACUGGUAUAAACCUUGGUGCCGUCGGGUCCAAGUGCCACCUGCUUCCAGCCCUCGAUCCUUCUCCUGGUUCAAAAGAGCUCCGGGGUACCCCAGAAGUCUGUCUGGGAGUUGCUCCCUUCUCCUUUACCCAAGGAGUAUGGGUAGAUGUGCGCGACUUCGAGGGGCUCUCUGGCUCGAGUUAUCAGGCACGUAUGCUGGUCUCUUUCUAUACACUGAUCAUUCUUAGUAGAUGCUCUAUCAGAGGGAAAGGUAUAACGCAGACGACAGUGUGUCUGGCUUGAGAAGCAGUGCUGAAGAACUCUUUAAGGAUGCGCUGUUUUUUCCCGGCAUAUAUGUGGUAGGCGUGUCAGGAAUGACUGCAGG